Molecule: messenger RNA, 1937 nt
Organism: Ctenopharyngodon idella (grass carp)
Lineage: Eukaryota; Metazoa; Chordata; Actinopteri; Cypriniformes; Xenocyprididae
Gene: phax
Product: phosphorylated adaptor for RNA export
Exons: 5
Coding region: 72-1208 (378 amino acids)
Biological process (GO): snRNA export from nucleus
Cellular component (GO): nucleus
Source: RefSeq, a predicted model, not a curated record
GCGCCCAAUGAGAGUGUACGUUGUCGAAGAUGCUGCGGUAAAUAUGGGCUCGUUAUUUCCGGUUGAGAGAAAUGGCGGGUGACAGAGACAGAAUGGCGGAUCUUGAGGAUGGAGAACUAGAGUCUGAUCAUGAGUCUGAUAUGCGGGAUGCUGCAGCGGAGCGAGUGCAGGUAUCAUCUUUUCAGAGUAGAGGACCCUCUUUGAGCGCCGCAUCCAUCACAGGAUACCGCAACUGCAAGAACACAGACUCCAGUGACAGCAACUCUGACUCUGAAGAUGAGGCCAUGCUGUGGAGACACAAACGGCUCAAGUGUUCCAGUAUUCCAGCUCCUGUCCAUGCCAGGGCUGCAGCGGGCCCCUUCGCUCGCAAGGUCAACAACAUCUGGGGCUCUGUGGUGCAGGAGCAAAGUCAGGAAGCUGUCGCAGCAGAGCUGGGCAUCUUGGGAAUGGAAGGGGGCGUCAGCAUGAGCAGUCGGCAGAGUGAGACCUAUAAUUAUGUCCUGGCCCGCAAGAUGAUGGAAAAAGAGCGUGGAGAGGUGGAAGAGGGAUCGAAGAGCAUGUUGGAUGGUGAGCUGGAGGGAUACAUGCAGAGAGGACAAGCCCAGACAGAUAAGAGCUGUCAAAAGAGAAAGCGUCCGGCCAAGGAGAGACUGGGCCCGCGGGCUGAGAUGGACUUGAAGGGUCGAUAUGAGAUCAUUGAGGAUGACCCUGAAGAGAAAGUGGUUGAUGAAAUCGCACACAGACUCAUGGAGCCAAAGAAGGAUCUAAUAGAGCGUGUGGUGAGAGUUAUUGGGAAAAAAAAAGCCAUCGAGCUUCUGUCAGAGACGGCAACAAUUGAACAAAAUGGAGGUCUCUACACUGUGGAUGGUAGUAGGAGACGGACACCUGGUGGAGUGUAUCUGAACUUACUGAAGAACACACCCAGUAUCUCUGAUGGGCAGGUGAAGGAGAUCUUUUAUGAGGAGAACCAGAAAGAAUACAACAGCAAAAAGGCUGCUAAGAAGCGACGGAAGCAAAUUGUUGCGAAGAAGAUGAAGCAAGCCAUUAGCACGCUCAAUCUACAGGAACAUGAUGACGUGUCACGAGAAACGUUCGCUAGUGACACUGAAGAGGCUUUGGGGUCCCUGGAGGAGGGCCCGUCGGAGUCUGCACUGGGCACAGAGGACAACCCUGUAGUGUACAACACAAACGACCUAGAGGUUUUCUGAUGCUCAACACUUACAUGCAUGUUGUGCUUUCUCGUUCUGUUCUAGUUUUAGUCCCAAAACGGCUUGGAAGGACUUCGACUUUAACUCUCAGGAUGAAAGAAGACAUUUGAUUUGUCAUAAAUUAGUCAGUAACUGUGGAUGUCUGAUGUUUUGAUUUUGUCCUAAAGUUCACAAAUAGCACUUUUAAGUUCUCUACAGGUUGUUAAACUCUUUAGCUCUUUAAAAGACUAUCAGAAGCAGCCAAAGGUUGUACAGAUUUUCUACAGGUCUUGGCUGGUUUAGAAUGAUGUUAAUAAAUUGUAAUCUUUUUCUGUCUGAAUAUUUUGCAAGCUUUUGAUACAUUACUGUGUUUUUGGAGAAUGGAUUGCAGCAAGAACAUAUUAUAAAUGUACUAAUUUCAAAGGAUCUUGUAUUUUAGACAUUGGAAAUGCUCUAAAUAUUUGCUAAAGGUGCACUGAUCAGUUAUGCAGUACAUGCUUGAUGUAUGAUACAAAAUUCAAGCUUGGCUUUGUCAGCAUAUCAGUUGUGAUAUUGGCUCAAAUUUCUGUGAUUGAUUGAAAUGUCUCUUUUUUCGAAUCCUUUUACUUACCCUGUAUCUUUUUGCAAGACUCCCUGUAUCUGAGUGCAAUGAUGGUUCAGCUGAAUUGAUACUUUGUAAGAAGGUAAUAACAUUCUUGAACAGAUUUAUUUUUAAGCUUCAGAAAAUUAAAAAUUAAAACCAAACCCUUA